Messenger RNA from Vanessa atalanta (red admiral), 4156 nucleotides. Its product is annotated as myotubularin-related protein 10-B. The transcript has 12 exons. Bases 379 to 2442 code for a protein of 687 amino acids. NCBI's taxonomy places the organism in Eukaryota, Metazoa, Arthropoda, Insecta, Lepidoptera, Nymphalidae. The record is from RefSeq and is a predicted model, not a curated record.
UGCGUCGGGAGAUGUAAAGUCUUAUAGAUAUUAUUUAGUUUUUAGUAAUUCUAUCGUUUUCAUGAACAAUUGCUUGUAAUGGUAUUUUUUACAAAAUAAUUUGUAAAUAAUAAAUCAGCUGUUAGUACAGUGGUGAUAAAAAAGUAUGACAAAUUAUUUAACUUGUACGUAAUCUGUGCGUGUAAUGUUUGUAAGGAUGAUUGUUAUCAAGUCCAAGUGAAAUGAACGCUAAUCAUGAGGAUAAUAUGUAAUGUAACUAUAUUUCGACGUCCACACCUCCUCAUUUGAUAAAUUUUAUUCAAUAUAUAUUAAAUUAUUAGUUGGUUAACGGUAAACUGGGUCACCAGUGGAUAAAGUUAUUAAACCAUAUUGAUUACAAUGAAUGAGAAAAAGUUGGUGCAGAAUUUUAAGAGUUACAUCAAUGUAUCGCCUAUGAAUAAUGGAGAUAAGAAUGGAUCUAUUCAAGAGCUGAAACCAAAACUUCUUAAUGGCGAACUUGUGGUGGGAGCGGCGCACAGCGUUGUAAUGCUGGCGCCUCUAAGCGAACGGGAUCGUGGAAGAUUCGGGUCUCUUUUCGUCACAAACUACAAGCUGUCCUUCAUACCGAUCGAUAGCUCGAGCAAUGACGAGUAUGGCCAAAGAAAUCAGCUUGUGGGUACUUUCGACGUACCGUUGACGGGCGUCGGUGCGUUAUGGCAGACCGACGGUGGGCCCAUACGGCGCAGGAGGCUUCUUCCACGGUCCGAUGUACCGUCGAAAUUAAAAGGACUACAAAUUGUUUGUAAGAAUAUGAAAGUACUGACAUUCAACUUUGCGAACUCACCGAUCGGCAGCGGAAGGAAAGUGGCGAUGGCCCUGUUACACCACGCCUUCCCGAAACGCCACGAUUUAUUAUUCGCAUUCGAGUACCGAGAACCUUACUACCCGACUCUGCCCUCAGAUCUGAACAUGUUUCAAAGACCCGGAGACUGGAAGAGAGAGCUCGAAAGAUGUGAAUGUCCACAUUGGAGAAUCACUUGUAUAAACGGAACGUCGGACGCGUUCAUGCUUACAGCGGGCGAGACUUUGAUCGUGCCCGGUUCGGUAUUAGAUUAUAAUCUAAUAGAAGCGGCGAGGCACUUCAGAUCGGGCCGAGUGCCGAUCUGGGUCUGGGGACGACCGGAAGGAGCGGCGCUACUGAGAAGCGGGGAGCUACUACCGACAGAACAGUCGGCGACGGCCGAAAGCGUUCUCUUAGAACAAGUGCGGCGCUCCCACCCCAAGCUGACGCCGCCGCGCGUGCUGUACGUGUGCGGCGCGGGGGGCGCGGCGGGCGCGGCGGGCGCGGGCGGCGCGGGCGCGCUGCCGCCGCUGGCCGCGCUCGACGCCGCCUACAAGAAGCUGGCCGACCUCUGCACGCCCACCACGCUCGCCGGCUUCUGGACGCAGGACUCCCAGUACUACUCGUUCCUGGAGUCCAGUCGCUGGCUGCGGCACGUUGCGUCGUGUCUGACGUUCGCGGACGAGGCCGCCAAUCAGCUCUCGCAGAACGUGUCCGUUGUGCUGCAGGAGGGUGACGGCGUGGACUACAGCGCGGUAGUGUCGUGCUUGACGCAGCUGUUGCUGGACGAGCACUACCGCACUAUCACGGGCUUCCAGUCGCUUAUACAGAAGGAGUGGAUCGCUCUGGGGCACCCGUUCUGUGACAGACUCGGUCUUCCUCGGCCCGGCACAACGAAAGAAGAAACCGAGAAGGAACCAACAGCGCAAGUGGCACCAGUGUUCCUUCUGUUCCUGGAUUGCACCUGGCAGCUACAGCGGCAGUUCCCCGCUGCCUUCCAGUUCACCGAGACCUACCUCACAACGCUUUGGGACUGCACGCACAACCAUCUCUUCGAUACAUUCCUAUUCAACUGCCCAAGGGACAGAGAACUUGCCGUGGCGAAGAACUUCGUGCAACGUCCGUUAUGGGACUGGGAAGAGCAGUUCUCCGAGCAAGACAUCGCUCUGUUCUAUAACCCGCUAUUCGGACAAUCGACACCCUCGUCUCGACAAACGACGGGCGCGGCGACGGCGGCGCGCGCGGCCCGCCUGCAGCCGUGCGCGUCCGUGGGCGGCGUGGAGCUGUGGUCGCAGUGCUACGAGCGCUGGCUGCCGCCGCUCGACGCGCCGCGCGCCGGCCACGUGCAGUUCGUGCUGCAGCACGCCGCGCUGCGCGCGCAGAUACAGAAGCUGAACGAGAAGCUGUCCUCGCUGUCGAUACUCAGUCGCCACUCGAACGGCUCCGAGACGACGGAGGCGCCGGAUGCGCCGCCGACGCCGACGCCGACCGUGACGCGCUUCUUCCCCUUCAGCCUGCGGGGCACCUACGAGGUGAGCCGGAACCUGGACUCCAUGCACGUGAGCCUCAUAGACGCUAGUCAGCUGCUCGAUUCGCAGUCUUUGCUCAACGCGCCGGAUUAAUUCCGACUUUGAACCGGUAGAUACAAUUUUGUCGGCGUUUUCAAAAAUGGACGUUUAUAAAAUAUUAAGUGAGUAUGACUGGGCAUUGAGCCCGAUUCCUUUACGUCGCUGCCGUGUGCUAAAUUAGAAAAAAUGUAAAAAUAAUAUUUUCAAAUUGAAUAAUGAGGAAUAACGUAUGUUAUUAUUUAAUUAGAUGUUACAUAUUCUUUUUUUAAUGAACAAUUUGUAUUUAAGAAAAUAGCUGUAUUAUAUCAAAAUAAUAGAAAUAGUUAUAUGUAAUCAAAAUAUUGAUAAUAAAGCGAUCAAGAGAUUACAUAGAACAAAAAGUAAAUAGCUAAAGCCAUUGUAUCGAAAAGUAUUAAAUAGAUUCUAAUAUAUUUUGUUCGAUGUACAUUCGUAAGCCAUGAAAUAUAUGUACAUAGUUGUAUAACCUAGCUGUAGAUAAGAUACGAGUUAAGGAAUUGAUUUGUAUAACAAUCUGGAAAAAAAAAUUACCAUUAAAUAUUUACAUGAAUAUGGCAACAUUAAUAUAUUCCAAUGCAAAAAAAGUUACAAAACAAAGUUAUCUUAAUGCAGUGUUCCUGCAUUAUUAUUUUUAAGCCACAUUCAUUUAAGUACCGAGUUUGUAUUUUAAUUUUUAUAAUAUCUUUAUGUAAUACAUAACAAUUUUUAUCUGUUACCAUGCUUGUUGUAUUAACAUUUUGUUAUAUCCUUUAUAAUUUAGUAACAACGCAGUUUUAAAUCAUUCAUAUAUCAUUUUACAUUUAAAAAAUGCUUAAAAAUCAUUAUUAUUUAUGUCAUUGAAUGUAACUUUUAAGUUAAAAAUGUUUGAAUAAUUAAAGCGCGCACAUUACGUUAUCUGGAUAUUCAAGAAUGAUUCACAACUGUGUUCUGAAAACAGGACCAAAAUUAUUUAUUAUGAUUGAUUAUGUCUAUCAUUAUUUUCGUUGUAAAUAUGGCAGCUACCGAGUUUAAUUUAGUUUGUUAUUAAUUUUAACAAAAAUAAUAUAUUUAUAGUUUGAGUUUUAAUGUACAUUAAAAUGACGAAAAACACGAUUUUGGCUGUUUAUAAAAAAAUAAUGUUCAUUUAUGUUAGUUGUGGAGAAUAUAGAAGAAAUAGGUUUUAAAUAUCAAACAAAACUACUUUUCCAAAUUUUGACUCAGUGAGAAAACUUAAAUUGAAUAUAUGUAUUAAUUCGAUUCCAUAAUUGCGUAAAAAAUGCAUUUAAUGGAAUACAAUACAAGUACUCUCUGGAAAUAAUUAUAAUAAAUAUAUUUGAAAAUUAUAAAGAUUUUAUUAUAAAUUGUUGUGACAUCGAAAUAAGUAUACAUAAGAAUUGGCUGGACAAAAUGGCAAUUUAAUUCAAAUAAUUGUUAAUUGUUGAGCGAAGUUUACUUUUGAUACAUAUUUAUAAUAUUUUUGGAGUACUCAAACUUUAGGCAUUUAGGGUCAUAUUAUUAUAUUAUAUUUAUACAAAUCGAUAUUUUGUAUAGAAAGUUGAUGUAACGCUAAAACGACUAUGGUUUAAAAAUUGUGCCAUUUCAUUAUAUGAAUGUUCAGCUGAUAUAAAUCUGUACGACUUAAGAGAAAAAGAAUCGACCCAGUGUUAAUAAGCGAUAGAUGUAACAUCUUCACCGUAUUUGUUCUGUUGUUGAGUGUACCUGACAACGCAAAAUGCAGAAAUGUUCAAAUAAAACAAUUAGAAUUCCCCCA